CCGGAGUCGCCGCCUGCAGCCCCCGCGGGCCCCGUUGCCAGCCCUCAUCAUGCCUUGGCCGUUUUCGGAGUCCAUCAAGAAGAGGGCCUGUCGGUACCUCCUGCAAAGGUACCUGGGCCACUUCCUGCAGGAGAAGCUGAGCCUGGAGCAGCUCAGCCUGGAUCUGUACCAGGGCACCGGGUCCCUCGCCCAAGUCCCCUUGGACAAAUGGUGUCUCAAUGAGAUCCUGGAGUCGGCAGAUGCGCCUUUAGAAGUCACUGAAGGAUUCAUACAGUCAAUUUCUCUGUCAGUUCCAUGGGGCUCCUUGCUACAGGAGAAUUGUGCACUGGAAGUGAAAGGGCUAGAAAUGGUCUUCCGGCCUAGACCCCGCCUAGCAACUGGUUCUGAACCUAUGUAUUGGUCAAGUUUCAUGACCAGCAGUAUGCAAUUGGCAAAAGAAUGUCUUAGCCAGAAAUUAACAGAUGAACAAGGAGAAGCAUCGCAGCCUUUUGAAGGACUUGAAAAGUUUGCUGAAACCAUUGAAACAGUACUAAGAAGAGUAAAAGUCACUUUUAUAGACACUGUCUUGAGAAUUGAACACGUGCCAGAAAAUUCCAAAACUGGAACUGCACUUGAAAUUCGAAUAGAAAGAACUGUCUACUGUGAUGAAGCUGCUGAUGAGGCCUCAGGAAUUAAUGUGCAUCAGCCCACAGCCUUUGCUCACAAGUUACUCCAGCUCUCCGGAGUAUCUCUCUUCUGGGAGGAGUUUUCUGCAUCAGCAAAAUCUUCCCCAGUGUGUUCAACUGCACCAGCGUUGGAUCUUGAUGGACAGAUAGACUCUAUUCAUCUAUUCCUGUCACCAAGGCAGGUGCACUUGCUUUUGGAUAUGUUAGCAGCUGUUGCUGGACCAGAAAAUUCUAGCAAAAUAGGGUUAGCUAAUAAAGAUAGAAAAAACCGACCCAUGCAGCAAGAAGAGGAAUAUCGAAUUCAGAUGGAAUUAAACCGGUAUUAUUUGAGAAAAGAUUCCCUCUCAGCAGGUGUAUCUUCAGAGCAAAGCUUUUAUGAGACAGAAUCCGCUCGUACACCUUCUAGCCGUGAAGAAGAAGUUUUCUUCUCCAUGGCUGAUAUGGACAUGUCCCAUAGCCUUUCUUCUCUUCCACCUCUGGGAGACCCUCCAAAUAUGGACCUUGAGUUGUCAUUAACUAGUACAUAUACAAAUACUCCAGCAGGAUCUCCAUUAAGUGCUACUGUGCUUCAGCCAACGUGGGGAGAUUUCCUUGAACAUCAUAAAGAACAACCAGUAAGAGGGUCCACAUUGCCUUCCAACCUAGUUCACCCACCAAAUUUACAGAAGACUUCUCUCCCAUCUAGAUCUGUUUCAGUGGAUGAAUCCAGGCCUGAACUUAUUUUUAGACUAGCUGUGGGAACCUUUUCCAUCUCUGUGCUUCACAUCGAUCCUUUAUCUCCACCUGAAACAUCACUGAACCUUAAUCCAUUGACGCCUUUGGCGAUAGCGUUCUUUACCUGUAUAGAAAAGAUUGACCCAGCAAGAUUUUCAACAGAUGAUUUUAAGUCUUUCCGAGCAGUAUUUGCGGAAGCUUGCAAACAUGAUCACCUUAGAUUUAUAGGUACUGGCAUCAAAGUGUCCUAUGAACAAAGACAAAGAUCAGCUUCCCGAUAUUUUAGUACUGAUAUGUCCAUUGGGCAAAUGGAACUUUUGGAAUGCCUCUUUCCAACUGAUUCUCAUUCUGUUCCUCCUCACUACACAGAGCUUUUAAUGUUCCAUUCCAAAGAACGAACUGAUUCCCAUCCCCCUGUGUGUCUUCAGCUUCAUUAUAAGCAUUCUGAGAAUAAAGGACCCCAGGGUAAUCAAGCAAGACUUAGUUCUGUUCCUCAGAAGGCAGAAUUACAAAUUAAGUUAAAUCCUGUGUUUUGUGAGCUGGAUAUCAGUAUUGUGGACAGGUUAAAUUCUUUGCUUCAACCACAAAAGCUUACUACGGUAGAAAUGAUGGCAUCGCACAUGUAUACUUCAUACAAUAAACAUACUAGUCUGUUAACCAGUCUUGUUUUAUUAGGGUCAUUCCAGGAAGAUAAAGGAGAACCAUGUAUUAAGUUUUUCCAUGUGUCUAGUGGAGUAGAUGGAGAUACAGCAUCAUCAGAUGACUUUGACUGGCCACGAAUUGUACUGAAAUUAAACCCACCAGCUGUGCAUUCCAUUUUGGAGCGAAUAGCAGCUGAGGAAGAAGAGAGUGAUGGCCGCUAUCAGGAAGAGGAGGAAGGGGGUGCUCAUUCCCUGAAGGAUGUUUGUGAUCUGCGAAGACCAGCCCCUUCUCCCUUCUCUUCUCGUAGAGUCAUGUUUGAAAACGAGCAGAUGGUGAUGCCAGGAGACCCUGUGGAAAUGACAGAAUUUCAGGAUAAAGCAAUCAGCAAUUCUCACUAUGUGCUGGAACUUACGUUACCCAGCAUUCAUGUAACACUACCUAAUAAAAGCUUUUAUGAGAAGCUUUAUAAUAGGAUCUUUAAUGACUUGCUGCUGUGGGAACCAACAGCUCCAUCACCAGUGGAGACAUUUGAAAAUAUUUCCUAUGGUAUUGGUCUUUCUGUAGCCAGUCAGCUGAUUAAUACCUUCAACAAAGAUAGUUUUAGUCCAUUUAAAUCCACAGUUCACUACGAUGAGGAGAGUGGAUCUGAGGAGGAGACGUUGCAGUAUUUUUCUACUGUGGAUCCCAACUAUCGUUCCCGUAGGAAAAAAAAACUAGACUCUCAGAACAAGAACUCGCAGAGUUUUCUCUCGGUUCUUCUGAGUAUUAACCAUGGACUAAUGGCAGUGUUUACAGAUGUCAGGCAAGAUAAUGGAGAGCUGUUGGAAAAUAAACAUGGCGAAUUCUGGUUAGAGUUCAGCAGUGGUUCGUUGUUUUGUGUGACCAAGUAUGAAGGCUGUGAUGACAAGCACUACAUCUGCCUUCAUUCCAGUAGUCUCAGUCUGUACCACAAAGGUGUAGUAGAUGGAGUGAUUCUUCCUAUAGAAACACGACUGCCCAGUUCAACCCGCCCACACUGGUUGGAACCUACUAUUUAUUCCUCUGAAGAAGAUGGCCUCAGUAGAGCUUCUUCAGAUGGUGUUGCAGGAGACACUUUGAAUAUGCUCUCUGUUGCAGUUAAAAUACUAUCUGAUAAAUCAGAGUCCAAUACGAAGGAAUUUCUCAUUGCUGUGGGGUUGAAAGGAGCCACACUCCAGCACAGAAUGCUUCCUUCUGGGCUUAGCUGGCACGAGCAGAUUUUAUACUUCUUGAAUAUUGCUGAUGAACCUGUUCUGGGAUAUAAUCCUCCAACUUCGUUUACAACUUUUCACGUUCACCUCUGGAGCUGUGCACUUGAUUAUAGGCCUCUUUAUUUGCCGAUUCGAUCUCUUCUCACUGUGGAAACCUUCAGCGUUUCCAGUAGUGUGGCCUUGGACAAAUCCUCAUCUACUCUCAGAAUAAUCUUGGAUGAAGCUGCCUUGCAUUUGUCUGACAAGUGUAAUACUGUUACUAUAAAUUUGAAUAGAGAUUAUGUUCGUGUGAUGGAUAUGGGGCUUUUGGAAUUAACCAUAACUGCAGUGAAAUCUGAUUCUGAUGGAGAGCAAACUGAGCCGCGCUUCGAGCUACACUGUUCCAGUGACACUGUCCAUAUCAGAACGUGCUCAGACUCUUGUGCUGCUUUAAUGAAUCUCAUUCAGUACAUUGCAAGCUAUGGGGACUUACACGCAGCAAACAAGGUGGAGACGAAGCCUGGAGCCUCUCACAGAAAGAUGAAGGUAGAUUCCAGCGGUCGCUCCUCCUCACAGGGUCCAGUACUUCCUGAAGCAGACCAGCAGAUGUUACGCGAUCUGAUGAGUGACGCUAUGGAGGAGGUUGACCUGCAGCAGGCCGCUGCAUCCGCGCAAGCCCAAGCUAACGGUGUUCUGGAUGAAAAAUCUCAAACUCAGGAGCCAUGUUGUUCAGACCUCUUCCUGUUUCCAGAUGAGAGUGGGAACACGUCCCAGGAGCCUGGCCCUCCUUACCCCUCAUUCACACACCACUUGAUUAGUGAUGCAAUGGCAGGUGCGCCCACUGAGAAUGACGACUUUUGCAUUCUUUUUGCACCAAGAGCAAACAUUCAGGUCAUUCAUUGCCUUUCUUUGAAUAUUUCCUUUAACAAAUUUUUUUUUUUUUCUAUUUAUAGCAGUCCCCACAGUUCACCUUCUCACACUCCCACAAGGCAUGGACGUAACAUGGUAUGUGGGGGAAAAGGAAGAAACCAUGACUUUUUAAUGGAAAUACAGUUAAGCAAGGUGAAGUUUCAGCACGAGGUCUACCCGCCUUGCAAGCCGGAGUGUGACUCCGGCCUCUUAGAGCACCCAGUCUCCCGGCAGGUGUUUGUCGUGCAGGAUCUUGAAAUUCGAGAUCGUCUGGCAACAUCACAAAUGAAUAAGUUUUUGUACCUGUAUUGCAGUAAAGAAAUGCCUCGAAAAGCUCAUUCCAACAUGUUGACAGUGAAAGUAUUACAUGUGCGCCCCGAGUCCGGCAGGUCACCGCAGGAGUGCUGCUUGCGAGUGUCCCUAAUGCCACUUCGCCUCAAUAUUGACCAGGAUGCCUUGUUCUUCCUGAAGGAUUUCUUCACAAGUCUUUCUACAGAAGUAGAGCUUCUAAUGGCUCCAGAUCCAGAAGUUAAAAAGUCUCCUGGAGCUGAUGUCACCUGCAGUUUGCCAAGGCAUUUAAGCACCUCCAAGGAGCCAAAUCUAGUUCUUUCUUUUCCUGGGCCAAAGCAGCCUUCCCAAGAUGGUGGUGCCAAUUCAGUGGAAGUGGUUAAUGGGGAGGAAGAGAAGGACUUCUCAGCUGAAGAAGCAUCAUUUAGUGAUCAGCCCGUGUUUUUUAGAGAAUUCAGAUUCACAUCAGAAGUUCCUAUUCGACUUGAUUAUCAUGGCAAACACGUAUCAAUGGAUCAGGGUACGCUGGCCGGGAUUCUGAUUGGUCUGGCCCAGUUAAACUGCUCAGAACUGAAGCUGAAGCGGCUUUUCUACCGGCAUGGCUUGCUAGGUGUUGACAAAUUGUUCUCGUAUGCAAUCACGGAAUGGCUUACUGACAUUAAGAAGAACCAGCUACCAGGAAUCCUGGGAGGCGUUGGGCCUAUGCAUUCACUAGUACAAUUAGUGCAAGGCCUGAAGGACUUGGUCUGGUUACCAAUAGAGCAGUACCGGAAGGACGGUCGCAUCGUCCGAGGGUUCCAGAGAGGUGCUGCGUCCUUUGGCACCUCGACGGCGAUGGCCGCGCUGGAGCUCACCAACAGGACGGUCCAGACCAUACAGGCGGCUGCAGAGACUGCUUAUGACAUGGUGUCUCCUGGGACCCUUUCUAGUGAGCCCAAGAAGAUCAAAAGGUUUCCUCACCACCGCUUAGCCCACCAGCCAGUGGACCUGCGGGAAGGUGUGGCCAAGGCCUACAGUGUUGUGAAAGAGGGACUUACAGACACGGCUCAGACAAUUUACGAAACCGCAGCUCGAGAACACGAGAGCAGAGGGGUCACUGGUGCCGUGGGCGAGGUCCUGCGCCAGAUUCCUCCUGCGGUGGUGAAACCUCUGAUUGUGGCCACGGAAGCGACAUCAAAUGUAUUAGGUGGCAUGAGAAACCAAAUUAGACCAGAUGUUCGGCAAGACGAGUCACAGAAAUGGCGCCAUGGGGAAGACUGAUAUUUCAGACGCGAUUCUUCAUGGAGAUAGUGAGGGUAGAAGUAAGGAGCAUAGCGUCCCAUUGGCAGCUUUAGAGGGUACUCAUUUAAUUUUAUUGUGCUCAUCUCAGGAACAAAAGCAUUUCUUAGUUAAAUAAUUUAAUAUCAAAGCAACAUGCAACCAAAAACUUGUGACAUUGUAGGGCUAGUUUAGUACUUGCGUAGAGAAAUGUUUGGUGGUUAGUGUCAAAAGUUCUUAAGCGUUUGCUGCCAAGUGAGUGGAAUGCUUGCUAUUAUUAAAAUGGCUGUGAUUCUCCUUGCUAUGGAUGAGAGAUCAUUGGAAGCCUCCCGUUACAGUACAGAGUGCUCAGAAACUUUGAAAGUGCACUUUGAAAGCACUAUUUAUGUUGCCCUGAGGAGAGUUGAUUUUUCUCAAGGUUUAAAAAGAAUCACAGCUUCGAAACUUUCAUUGAGAAUGAGAGACAGAAGCUACAGGGAAAGCAAAGCAAAUAGGAUUUUAAUAUAAAUAACCCUGAGGAAUAAAUAACCUAGUCUGUUGGAUUUAGUGUCCGUGCACUUGAGAACAUUAUUUCCAUUCCCUCAGAAAAUCUGUGGGCGUUGAGAACGUGAAUGUCGCAGACAUGUUCUGUUGUGUUGCACUUUAUCGUGUGUGUGUGUGUGUGUGUAGAUUAAUACAAGUCAUGUGAUCUAUUUGUUAUGUAAUUUACAGAUUUUCACAAAAUAUAAAGAGGAGUAAGACAAUGUUUUUGGCAAAGGAAGCUAACUCAGAUGUAGUAACUUCCAUUUAUUUUAAGUGUAAAUGAAAAUGUGCAUUCUAUAAUGAACUGGGGCCCAUAUGAUUGUUUAUAUGUUCACUUUUCAGCAGAUACAGUGCAAGCUUUUAGGAAUGUGUGGAAAGGGAGAUUGGAAAUGAUUUUUACUUUUCUGAAAUUAACCAAAAAUCCUCCAAAUAUGCCCUAGUCAGCUAUUUCGAAGUACCAUUUUUACUUGGUUAACAGUGUACAUUUUGAUAACCUGUCAGGAAUGAAUAAAGUAUUUUUAUUUAAAGGUAAAA
Messenger RNA from Leptonychotes weddellii (Weddell seal), 6739 nucleotides. The record is from RefSeq and is a predicted model, not a curated record. NCBI's taxonomy places the organism in Eukaryota, Metazoa, Chordata, Mammalia, Carnivora, Phocidae.